This is a messenger RNA of Oncorhynchus keta (chum salmon), 5034 nucleotides long. Its product is annotated as extracellular calcium-sensing receptor-like. Gene Ontology annotation, molecular function: G protein-coupled receptor activity. Gene Ontology annotation, cellular component: membrane. NCBI's taxonomy places the organism in Eukaryota, Metazoa, Chordata, Actinopteri, Salmoniformes, Salmonidae. The transcript is spliced from 7 exons. Gene Ontology annotation, biological process: G protein-coupled receptor signaling pathway. The record is from RefSeq and is a predicted model, not a curated record. The coding region runs from base 32 to 2668 and encodes 878 amino acids.
UAUUACUCCAUACCUUCUACACAUCAGGGGAAUGAGGCUCUCUCCGUCUCCUGCACUGGAUCCAAGUCUGGCUGGUAGUCUGGUUCUACUACAUCUAGCUGUGGUGACUGGUGGGCUUGCCUUGCUCUCGUCUGCCUCUAGCUCUGCCUCUGGGCUGGAGUCUGUAAGAUGCAGGCUCCAAGGCACCCCUCGUCGUCCGGCGUUCUCCCAGGACGGGGACUUUGUCAUCGGGGGUGUUUUCUCCAUGCACUACUACAUGCACACUGUGGAUCACAGCUACACCAGCCUGCCUGAGCCCCUGCAGUGCACAGGGAGUAUGGAUUCCCGUGAGUUACGCUUCUCGCGCGCCAUGAUCUUCGCAGUUGAGGAGAUAAACAACAGUUCAGACCUUCUACCAGGUGUCACACUUGGUUAUCAAGUGCACGACUCAUGCAACUCGGUCCCCAUGGCCGUGAAAGUGGCCUUCCAGCUGGCUAAUGGCCUGGACCCCAUGUUUGAUACCGGAGAACAGUGCUCGGGGUCAGCUACAGUGACAGCUAUUGUGGGCGAGUCUGCCUCCUCGCCUACCAUCAGCAUGUUGCGCAUCAUCAGCCCUUUCGGCAUUCCUCAGGUGAGCCACUAUUCCACCUGUGCUUGUCUGAGUGAUAAGAAACAGUAUCCAACCUUCUUCAGAACCAUCCCCAGUGAUCAGUUCCAGGCUGCCGCUCUGGCCCACCUCAUCAGGCACUUCGGCUGGACCUGGAUUGGGGCGGUCCGUUCCGACUCUGACUACGGUAAUAACGGGAUGGCGGCUUUCCUUCAGGCAGCACAAAAGGAGGGAAUCUGUGUGGAGUAUUCUGAAGCUUUCUCCCUUACCAACCCACUCAGCAGAGUGCAACGUGUGGCCGACGUGAUCCGCAGCUCCACAGCCCGGGUGGUCGUUGCAUUUGUAUCUGCUUGGGACAUGAGAAUCCUCCUGAGGGAGAUGGAACGCCUGCCCUCUCCACCCCGCCAGUGGAUCGGUAGUGAGACCUGGGUCACUGACCCAGAUAUGCUGCGUUUCAGCCUGUGUGCCGGGGCCAUCGGAUUUGGCAUCCAACGCUCUGUCAUCCCCGGCCUCAGGGACUUCCUGCUGGACCUCUCCCCACAGAAGGUGUCCAACUCUCCCCUGCUCACUGAGUUCUGGGAGGGAGCCUUUGGCUGUAGGCUGGGUAUAGGUGUUGGGGUUGAAGAGAAGGUGUGUGAUGGCAGUGAGGAUAUACAGCAGCUACAGACCCCCUACACAGAUACAUCCCAGCUGCGUGUCACUAACAUGGUGUAUAAAGCUGUUUAUGCCAUAGCACACGCCAUCCACAGCAUCGUUUGUGAAGAGAGAGAAAACUCCACUGUGAACUGUGACAAAAACCUUAAUGUGAAGCCAACACAGGUCCUGGAGAGAUUGAGGAGGGUGAACUUCUCUCGUAACGGGUACCAGGUGUCUUUCGAUGCCAACGGGGACCCAUUGGCCACCUAUGAGCUGGUCAACUGGCAGAGACGGAAGAGUGGGAAGAUGGAGUUUGUGACAGUGGGGCGCUAUGAUGCGUCCCUGCCUCCUGACCAGAGGCUUGACAUCGACAGGGAAAUCACCUGGGUAAAGAACAGUACACAAGUACCUGUGUCAGUGUGCAGUGAGAGCUGUCCCCCAGGCACUCGUAAGGCUAUACAGAAAGGAAAGCCUGUAUGCUGUUAUGACUGUAUCCAAUGUGCAGAGGGAGAGAUCAGUAAUAACACAGAUUCUUCAGACUGUCUGAUCUGUCCUGAGGAGUACUGGCCCAACGCUGAGAGAGACCGCUGUAUCCUUAAACCUGUUGAGUUCCUGUCCUUCCACGAGGUCCUUGGAAUCAUCCUGACCGCCUGCUCUGUGGGCGGUGCUUGUUUGGCCAUUGCCACGGCAACUGUCUUCUACCGACACCGAACUUCAGCCAUCGUCAGGGCCAACAACUCUGAGCUGAGCUUCCUGCUGCUCUUCUCCUUGGCUCUGUGUUUUCUGUGUUCUCUUACUUUCAUUGGCCGGCCCUCUGAGUGGUCCUGUAUGCUGCGUCACACAGCGUUUGGGAUCACCUUCGUCCUCUGCAUCUCUUGUGUUCUGGGGAAAACAAUAGUGGUGUUGAUGGCCUUCAGGGCUACACUUCCAGCCAGUAAUGUCAUGAAAUGGUUUGGUCCUCCACAGCAGAGAUUGACUGUAGUGUCCUUCACGUUUGUCCAGGCUUUGAUAUGCACUCUGUGGUUGGUCCUGUCCCCUCCCUUCCCCAUUAAAAACCUCACUACCUACAAGGAAAAGAUCAUUCUAGAGUGUGAUGUUGGUUCAGCUAUUGGUUUCUGGGCUGUGUUGGGCUAUAUAGGACUCCUGUCUCUCUUGUGCUUUGUGCUGGCUUUUCUGGCUCGGAAGCUGCCUGAUAACUUCAAUGAGGCCAAAUUCAUCACCUUCAGCAUGCUCAUAUUCUGUGCAGUCUGGAUCACCUUUAUCCCAGCUUAUGUCAGUUCUCCUGGGAAGUUGACUGUAGCUGUGGAGAUCUUUGCCAUCAUCACCUCUAGCUUUGGGUUGUUCUUUCUAUUAUUUGUUCCUAAAUGCUUCACUAUUCUGUUCAGGCCAGAGAAGAACACCAAGAAACACCUUCGGGAUAAGACAUCCAAUGAUAUACGUUAUUAAGAAAUGAUUGAGUGGAAAAAACAUUGUAACAUUCAGUUAUAUGGUUUAUUAUACAGUUAGGUACGACGAUAGGGUCACUUUAGAUAUUCCAAUGUUAUAUGAGAUUGUUCGAAUCUAUAGUGUUAAAAUCUAAUUUGACCUGCUUGUCUCCUCCCCCCACCAGGUGUCUCCCAUUUCUACCCAUUAUCUCCUGUGUAUUAAUUCCUGCUUUUUCUGCUUGUCUGUUGCCAGUUCAUCUUAUCUUGUUAGUUCUUACCAGUGAGUUUCCCCAUGUUCCUGUUCUCAAGUUUUGUUUCUAGUCUACCCGGCUCUGAUCUUUCUGCCUGUCCUGACCCUGAGUUUACCUGCCGCCCUGUACCUGCCUAUCCUGACCCUGAGUUUACCUGCCGCCCUGUACCUGCCUGUCCUGACCCUGAGUUUACCUGCCGCCCUGUACCUGCCUAUCCUGACCCUGAGUUUACCUGCCACCCUGUACCUGCCUGACUCUGACCUGGAUUACGAUCCUCUACCUGCCCUCGACCUGCCGUUUGCCUUACCCUUUUGUUAUUAUAAAUAUUGGAGAUUCAAACUAUUGGUGCCCUGUGUCUGCAUCUGGGUCUUAUCCUGAGCCAUGACACACAAGACACAUUAGAUUAGAUUCUCUCUGUGUCACUCAGAUCUUUUGAACCAGUAGAUAUCCCAGCUGAGGAUGACCAACAGUUGGUAUUCUAUGUUGCUUAUCCAUCUUAUUUCAUAGCAGCAAAAGCAAUGUGUUCAGAGAAACAUUUACUAUAAACCUCAUUGUAAUCUGGCACCGUGAUUAAAUUUUAAUUAUAAAGGAAGCUUGUUCUCAAGUGUCUGUCCUUUAUCUGAGAGACAUAGGAAAGAUCAGAAUGUAUUAAUACAUUUUUGAUUUUAACAUGUGGGGGUUUCAUCCUUAUAUUUGGCACUAAACUGUCCCCAUACUAUACAGUCAUGGCCAAAAGUUUUGAGAAUGACACAAAUAUACAUUUUCGCAAAGACUGCUUCCUCAGUUUUUAUGAUGGCAAUUUGCAUAUUCUCCAGAAUGUUAUGAAGAGUGAUCAGAUGAAUUGCAAUUAAUUGCACAAUCCCUCUUUGUCAAAAAAUGUCCACUGCAUUUCAGCCUUGCCAAAAAAGGACCAGCUGACAUCAUGUCAGUGUUUCUCUUGUUAACACACAUGUGCGUGUUGACGAGGACAAGGCUGGAGAUCACUCUGUCAUGCUGAUUCAGUUUGAAUAACAGACUGGAAGCUUCAAAAGGAGGGUGGUGCUUGGAAUCUUUGUUCUUCCUCUGUCAACCAUGGUUACCUGCAGGGAAACUCGUGCCGUAAUCAUUGCUUUGCACAAAAAGGGCUUCACAGGCAAGGAUAUUGCUGCCAGUAUGAUAUCACCUAAAUCAACCAUUUAUCGGAUCAUCAAGAACUUCAAGGAGAGCAGUUCAAUUGUUGUGAAGAAGGCUUCAGGGCGCCCAAGAAAGUCCAGCAAGCGCCAGGACUGUCUCCCAAAGUUGAUUCAGCUGCGGGAUUGGGGCACCACCAGUAGAGAGCUUGCUCAGGAAUGGCAGCAGGCAGGUGUGAGUGCAUCUGCAUGCACAGUGAGGCCAGGACUUUUGGAAGAUGGCCUGGGGUCAAGAAGGGCAGCAAAGAACCCACUUCUCUCCAGGAAAAACAUCAGGGACAGACUGAUAUUCUGCAAAGGGUACAGGGAUUAGACUGCUGAGGACUGGGGUAGAGUAUUUUUCUCUGAUGAAUCCCCUUUCCGAUUGUUUGGGGCAUCCUGAAAAAAACUUGUCCGUAGAAGACAAGGUGAGCGCUACCAUCAGUCCUGUGUCAUGACAACAAUAACGCAUCCUGAGACCAUUCAUGUGUGGGGUUGCUUCUCAGCCAAGGGAGUGGGCUCACUCACAAUUUUGCCUAAGAACACAGCCAUGAAUAAAGAAUGGUACCAACACAUCCUCCGAGAGCAACUUCUCCCCACCAUCCAGGAACAGUUUGGUGACAAACAAUGCCUUUUCCAGCAUGAUGGAUGGAGCACCUUGCUAUUAGGCAAAAGUGAUAACUAAGUGGCUCGGGGAACAAAACAUCAAUAUUUUGGGUCCAUGGCCAGGAAACUCCCCAGACCUUUAUCCCAUUGAGAACAUGUGGUCAAUCAUCAAGAGACAGGUGGACAAACAAAACCCCACAAAUUCUGACAAACUCUGACAAACAAGAAUUGAUUAUGCAAUAAUGGGCUGCCAACAGUCAGGAUGUGGCCCAAAAGUUAAUUGACAGCAUGCCAGGGCAGAUUGCAGAGGUCUUGAAAAAGAAAGGUCACCACAACAAAUUUUUACUCUUUGUAUCAACAUCAUGUAAUUGUCAAUAAAAGCC